AUGAACUUUUUACGGAUACCCGUCUUGCUUCACCCUGGAUCUCUUUGGCUGAAAAGCUUGUGCUUAUAUAGGAGCUCAGCUUUGGGGUUUGCUUGGCAGUACAACCGCUGGUUCGCUGGAGUGCCUGGUAAGAGUCACAGUGGCGCGGUGAAGCGCUUCCUUGUUUCGAAGGAGGGACUUGUGCGUCAUACUGCCUCCGGAAGACAGCACCUUCUCUCUGGAAAGAGCGCAAAGCGACGGAUUCGGUUACGUAGACCGCGUUUUCUUUCCGGUGCGGAUGCACGGCGAGUUCUGAGGCUUCUCGGUUGA
Cyanidioschyzon merolae strain 10D is the source of this 309-nucleotide messenger RNA. RefSeq names its product mitochondrial ribosomal protein L35 precursor. Bases 1 to 309 code for a protein of 102 amino acids. Gene Ontology annotation, biological process: translation. Gene Ontology annotation, cellular component: ribosome. The record is from RefSeq and is a predicted model, not a curated record. Gene Ontology annotation, molecular function: structural constituent of ribosome. NCBI's taxonomy places the organism in Eukaryota, Rhodophyta, Bangiophyceae, Cyanidiales, Cyanidiaceae. The transcript has a single exon.